GCGUCGAAAUUGUGGUACUAGGCCCAUACACUUGGGCCUGCUUGGGCCGAAAUCCGUCGACAUAUGUACGAAGGGUUUCUGCAUCGGGCUUCUGAAUUCUUUACAGAUGUUUAGUUUAAAGAGAUGCGAAAAUUAUUAACAUAACCGAGUUAUUUUAAGUGCUCGCAAUGGAAGAUAUUAACGAUAAGUUUUUUUAUGUUUAUAGUUCCUCCCUUGAAACAAGAAUACAGAUAAAAAUAGGAACUUUAGAAGGCAAGAGACAGCGACCUGAGUAUGAUAAAUUCUUACUCAAUCCUAUGCUCAAAUACAGCGGUCUGUAUGGAGCUGGUAAUGGUCGUGGAGACUUAGCUGCAUCGUUACAAGUAUGGGCUGGUGGCAGACCGCUUGCCUUACCAGUAUAUACGGCAUAUAAACAUUUCACUUCACGAUGGAACUGGAACCAGUGGGUCACAUUACCGAUAUCUUAUUCAGAUUUACCUCGCGAUGCUCAACUCUGCGUGACUCUGUAUGAUUGUGCAGGACCAGGCAGACAACUAUCAGUGGGCGGAACAACGAUAUCACUUUUUGGAAAACAUGGGGUAUUUCGUCAGGGGAUGUUAGAUUUAAGAGUAUGGCCUGGGGUGGAAGCCGAUGGAAACAACCCGACAAUUACACCAGGCAAAGCUAGAGAUGAUGGAAAGGAACAAAUGCAACGUUUAUCUAAACUUGUUAAAAAACACAGGAAUGGGCAGAUGAAUAAAGUUGACUGGUUAGACAGAUUGACUUUUCGAGAGAUAGAACUAAUCAAUGAACGCGAGAAAAGGACAUCUGAGUACUUAUAUUUGAUGCUAGAGUUUCCAGAAGUUACAAUGGAUGGUAUUUCAUAUUCAAUCGUGUAUUAUGAAAAGGAUGGAGAUGAAGUCGUUCAGCAUAGGUCACAACCUGACGUGGUUACACUUCCUGAUUAUGAAAUUUUGCAGGAAAACCUGGUUGAAGCAAAACAUCACAAAUUGGCUCGUAGUUUACGCAGUGGUGGAAAUACUAGAGAACUAAAACCCACGUCAAGUGUUCGUGAUGCUUUAAAUACAAUUUUAGCUUAUCCUCCAACCACAGCCCUGUCUACUGAAGAACAGGACUUAAUUUGGAAAUUUCGAUUUUACCUUUCGAAUCAAAAAAAAGCUCUGACUAAAUUUGUUAAAUGUGUCAAUUGGAAAGUUGCUGGAGAAGAACGACAAGCAUUGGAAAUGUUAUCCUUGUGGGCUCCUCCAGAUCCAGAAGAUGCCUUGGAAUUACUGGGACCUGCGUUUACUCAUCCAGCUGUGAGGAGAUAUGCUAUUGGUCGCCUCAAUCAAGCUCCAGAUGAUGAUCUUAUGCUGUACUUGCUACAACUCGUACAGGCAUUAAAAUAUGAGGAUUUCGAAGGUAUAAAAAAUUCCAAUCAGAUAUUAUUCAAAGAUUAUGAGAAAAACGAAAGGUUGGAAAAAGAUGUUAGGAGCAGUGAUCGAUCGUCUUCCAUGCCAAUAACCAUGUCAAACGAAUUGGUCGCUGGACAAUUAUCGUGUAGCCAGGAUAUUCCGAUGGAUCUGGCAUCCUUUCUGAUAACUCGGGCUUGUCAGAAUUCAACAUUAGCGAAUUAUUUUUAUUGGUAUCUUUCAAUCGAAUGCGAAGAUCAAGUGGAUCCUGCAAUUACUGCUAAGCAAGACACUCGUAUCCGAGAAAUGUAUUUAACGGUAAUGGCAACGUUCUCUACAACUCUGUCGCACGGAAAUGUUGUUUGGCAAAAAAGAAGAGCUUUCCUUAAAAGACAGAAACUUUUCAUUGAACAGUUAGUAUCACUUGUCAAAGCAGUCGCUAGAGAGAGUGGAAACAGAAAAAGAAAAACCGAUAGACUGAGAGCUCUUUUAGCAGAGCCUGAUCCUUUGUUUAAAAUCAACUUUUCCAAUUUCGAACCUAUACCAUUUCCAUUGGAUCCGGAAAUCUGUAUUAAGGGUAUCAUUCCAGAAAAGGCUAGCCUAUUCAAGUCUGCUCUUAUGCCAUCUAAGUUAACAUUUUUGACAACAGAAAAUACAGAGUAUAUUGCAAUAUUUAAACACGGAGAUGAUCUUAGACAAGAUCAACUCAUUUUACAAACAAUAGCUUUAAUGGAUAAGUUGUUGAGACGAGAAAACUUGGAUUUAAAACUUACACCUUAUAGGGUACUUGCAACUAGUACACGACACGGAUUUUUACAGUUUAUAGAGUCUACUACUGUUGCAGAAGUCUUAGCUAGUGAAGGAUCGAUACUAAGUUUCUUUAGAAAGCACCAUCCUUUAGAAACAGGACCUUAUGGAGUAGCGCCAGAUGUUAUGGAUACGUAUGUACGAAGUUGCGCCGGUUACUGCAUAAUUACAUACGUACUGGGAGUGGGGGACAGGCACUUGGAUAAUUUGCUACUUACAACAUCUGGAAAACUGUUUCAUAUAGAUUUUGGAUACAUAUUAGGUAGAGAUCCAAAGCCUUUGCCACCGCCAAUGAAAUUAAGCAAGGAAAUGGUAGAAGCUAUGGGUGGAGUAGGAUCAGAACACUAUCAUGAAUUCAGGAAACAGUGUUACACAGCAUUUUUACAUCUUCGAAGGCACGCAAACCUGAUGCUAAAUUUGUUUUCCCUAAUGGUUGAUGCAAGUGUACCAGAUAUCGCUCUUGAGCCAGACAAAGCGGUUAAAAAAGUACAGGACAAACUGCGAUUGGAUUUAAGUGACGAAGAAGCUGUGCAUUACGUCCAGAAUUUGUUAGACUUGUCAGUGACAGCUGUUAUGGCAGCGUUGGUGGAGCAACUACAUAAAUUUGCACAGUAUUGGCGCAAGUGAACAAACAAAUUUCAAAGACUGUGUUCCUCUAGCAAAGAUUGUACAUUCACUGUAUAUAAGUAACCACAUGUAACAACUAUAACAUAAUUUAUUGUAUUUUAGGAUUAUUUUAAAUAACUGUUUGAUAAAAAAGGAUCUUCAUAUGUUGUGUAUUUUUUACCUUGUUAUUGAGCAUAACACAAGUUGUUGGAAAUGUUUUUGUUCAAAUCGUUUAACCAGUUAUCGCCUUAGUUAUUUAUAAUUAAUUGUUGAAAGGAAAGGUAUACAACAAGGGCCGAAAUGAACUGUUGAACAUCGUCGUUUCCGUUGAAUAAGGUUUAUUAAAAUCGCCUAUCCUAAAGAUCAGAAAGAGAACGAAAAACGUAUGUCCAUUGUACAUAUUAAUCUGUUACGUAAAUAGUCGUAUAUUUAUUUUACCUCAUAGUUACAAUGGUGUAUGUGGUGCACACUGUAGAAAUUAAAAAGUAAUAUUGUUA
Messenger RNA from Orussus abietinus, 3301 nucleotides. It is a transcript of the gene Pi3K59F, whose product is annotated as phosphatidylinositol 3-kinase catalytic subunit type 3. The record is from RefSeq and is a predicted model, not a curated record. Gene Ontology annotation, molecular function: 1-phosphatidylinositol-3-kinase activity. Gene Ontology annotation, cellular component: peroxisome; membrane; endosome. The transcript is spliced from 10 exons. Gene Ontology annotation, biological process: phosphatidylinositol-mediated signaling; autophagy of peroxisome; endocytosis. Bases 168 to 2825 code for a protein of 885 amino acids. Lineage: Eukaryota; Metazoa; Arthropoda; Insecta; Hymenoptera; Orussidae.